Messenger RNA from Lathyrus oleraceus (garden pea), 1072 nucleotides. Its product is annotated as DEAD-box ATP-dependent RNA helicase 15. Lineage: Eukaryota; Viridiplantae; Streptophyta; Magnoliopsida; Fabales; Fabaceae. The coding region runs from base 97 to 1059 and encodes 320 amino acids. The record is from RefSeq and is a predicted model, not a curated record. The transcript has a single exon. Gene Ontology annotation, molecular function: RNA helicase activity; nucleic acid binding; ATP binding.
GAGUGUCUGCUGGAGCCACGAAAUGCCAUACAAUUGCUUGAGAUUGCUGAUUCUCUUGGAGCAGAUGAUUUGAAGAAAUAUUGCGAGGACAUUGUCAUGCGCAAUCUUGAUUAUAUAUUUUCAGUUUCAGCACAUGCUGUAGCAAGUGCCUCACUAGAUAUUUUGGCGAGCCUCGAAGGGUUGUUAGACCAGAGAUCAUCCGAGGCAUGGAGUUACCGUCGACUCCCUACUCCAACUGCUAUACUCCCCGUCACCAUUGACAGUGAAGAGGAAGAUGAAAAAGUUCCUGAUUCCGCUGGAGCAAAAGUUAACGGUGAAUCCGGAAAGAAGGGCUAUGUUGGGAUCCACAGUUCAGGAUUCAGAGACUUUCUUCUAAAGCCAGAGCUUCUACGGGCUAUUGUGGAUUCAGGAUUUGAGCAUCCUUCUGAAGUACAACAUGAAUGCAUACCUCAAGCAAUCUGGGGAAUGGGUGUUUUAUGCCAAGCAAAAUCUGGAAUGGGAAAAACUGUUGUUUUUGUUUUAUCAACUUUGCAGCAGAUUGAUCCUAUUCCAGGCCAAGUUUCUGCUCUUAUUCUGUGUCAUACAAGGGAAUUAGCUUACCAGAUAUGCCAUGAGUCUGAAAGGUUCAGCACCUACUUGACUGAUCUCAAGGUUGUUGUCUUCUAUGUUGGUGUCAACAUUAAAGUUCACAAGGAUCUGUUGAAAAAUGAACGUCCCCAAAUUGUUGUUGGUACACCUGGAAGAAUACUAGCAUUGUCCAGGGAUAAGGACCUUUCUUUGAAGAAUGUCAGGCAUUUCAUUUUAGAUGAAUGUGAUAAGAUGCUGGAAUCACUUGACAUGAGGAAUGACGUGCAAGACAUUUUCAAGUUGACUCCCCACGAUAAGCAAGUUAUGAUGUUUUCUGCAACGCUCAGCAAGGAAAUCCGCCCGGUCUGCAAAAAACUUAUGCAAGAUCCCAUGGAAAUUUAUGUUGACGACGAAGCAAAGUUGACCCUUCAUGGUCUUGUUCAGCACUACAUCAAAUUGAAGGAGGAGGAGAAAAAACCGGAAGUUGAAUGAUCUUCUUGAUGCA